Molecule: messenger RNA, 7943 nt
Organism: Ictalurus punctatus (channel catfish)
Lineage: Eukaryota; Metazoa; Chordata; Actinopteri; Siluriformes; Ictaluridae
Gene: dnmt3ab
Product: DNA (cytosine-5-)-methyltransferase 3 alpha b
Exons: 18
Coding region: 1498-3678 (726 amino acids)
Biological process (GO): negative regulation of DNA-templated transcription
Cellular component (GO): cytoplasm; nucleus
Molecular function (GO): methyltransferase activity
Source: RefSeq, a predicted model, not a curated record
AAUCGCAGGGGAUCGCCGCAUGCUCAAAGUAUUUCCUGUUUCAGUGUCUCUGCUGCAGUUUCUUUCAAAGUGUCUGCUGCAAUUUUGCAUCAAAUUGCUGAGAAGUUUAAGAUGUUACAUGCUGGUUGUUUAUGCACGCUUUUUCCUGUGUCUGUUUAAAGCAACAAGCUACAAAGUAGUGAUGUAUUUUCUGCUGAAUGUCAGAGCUUUGGAGGAAAAUAUGCCGUUUAGUGCAGUCGUUGUUGAUUUGAGCAAUGCUGAUAAGCUUAUCUCUUUCUCUGGAUUCCGGGAAGAAACGGUAUAAGCAUGUAAAUAUUGUCUUUCACCCUGGCUUGUGUAGAAACGGAAAUGUGGUGCCUGUCUUUUUAAGAAUAUGCAAAUGAAGAGAACGAACCCAGUGAACCUGCAUGGCGUAUGCGCACUGCCAGAGCUGUGGGUCAAGGCUAGCAGCACAAACACAGCCAGGCUUUUAGUCCUGCCUGGCACUUUUAAACAUAAUAUUUUGCCAAUUAAUAAACAGUUAUUAGUGAAAUGACAGAAUUUUGAAGACCAAAAAAAAAAAAGAAAAGAAAAGAUUUUUUUGUCAAUGCUAGUAGAAAGGAAGAGAAGAGUGAGUGUUUGAAAGAGCUUCUUUAUUAGCACCUGAUUCGGUUCCUUUUUGCAAGGCUGACCCUUGUAAGGCUCCUAAUUGUUGGAGCUCUUUAAAGGACUUUCUACAAUGGAGGCCAGAUGCAUCCUCUGUCCUGUGCUCUCCAGAGGCCAAGAAGUGAGGGCGCUUUGUUCGGCCCCUCACAGAGGUCACGUCAAAAUAUAUGCGAUCGUCACAUCAUGACGAUGAUGGCAAUUCAUACUCCACAGGAAUGUCACAUUUCAAUUUCACACUGCCAGAGGAAGCAUUGAACAGUUCUCUCAAGGGCAUCUUCCUUAUAUUGUACUGAGCUUUUACAUAGACAACCUGUUUGGUGUGUGUGUAGUCACUUUGGGGUGUUUACUCACCGAUAUUGACAUCCUGAAAAUACAGUGGAAAAAAAAAUGCUGGCUGCAAUUCAAAUCAUAGGUUUAUGUUAAUGCACUCAUUGUAAUACGCUAUCGUUUCUCGUUCCUAGGGGCUCAUAUGGUGUUGGAUCUACCUAAUCUAAAGCUAAUAAUAAACAGGUUAAAAAAAACAAACCAUUUAUUUAAUUUGAAGGAAAGUUGUUAAUAUGGCGAUGUUUUCUGUAGGGAGAAAUUUUAUUUUAAAAACAAGGCGUCAUCAAUGUCAGAGCUUUGUGGCGGUUCAUAAGUUUUCAGGCACGGGAAAGUAGAUCGAGGACUUUGUGCUUGCUGGUUUCUCAGUAACAUGGCAAGCUGCGAUUCUAUUCAGCUUAUUAACUUCAAGGCCGGUGAGGGAACGAGUGUUUAUGGCUGCCGUUAACGUAAACGAUAUCAGGAACUAGCGUGUUUUGCGGAUGCUCAACAGCGUUUAAGGCGGAGAAGAAGGCCAAACUGGUUUCCAUAAUGAACUCAAUGGAGGAGCACGAAGAGGUGGAGGCCAAGCCUCAGACAGCCUGUGGCACCAUCAACAGCCCACUGACCACUGACCCCCCACCACCAACACAGCAACAGCAGCAACUAAUCCAGGCUCUUCCCAAAGCUCAACCACAACCACAAAUACAGCCUAUACCCCAGCAACAGCAACAGCAACAGCCUACAGACCCAGCAUCCCCUACAGUGGCCACCACACCAGAACCAGUGCCUAUAGGGGACGGAGAUAAGACCUCACCAAAGUCCACCGACACAGAGGCUGAGUAUGAGGAUGGCAGAGGCUUUGGCAUUGGUGAGCUGGUGUGGGGGAAACUGCGGGGUUUCUCUUGGUGGCCAGGACGCAUCGUCUCCUGGUGGAUGACUGGCCGAAGCCGAGCUGCCGAGGGAACCAGAUGGGUCAUGUGGUUCGGUGAUGGCAAAUUCUCUGUGGUCUGUGUUGAGAAAUUGUUGCCUUUGAGUUCCUUCUGCAAUGCUUUUCACCAUCCAACUUACAACAAACAGCCAAUGUACAAGAAAGCCAUCUAUGAGGUGCUACAGGUAGCCAGCAGUAGAGCAGGAAAAGUGUUCCUCACCUGUCCUGAGAAUGACGACACUGACACCUGUAAGUCGGUGGACAUGCAGAACAAGCAGAUGAUUGAAUGGGCCAUGACAGGAUUCCAGCCCACUGGCCCCAAGGGCCUGGAGCCACCAGAAGAGGAGCGCAACCCAUAUAAGGAAGUGUACCCGGAAAUGUGGGUGGAGCCCGAAGCCGCAGCCUAUGCACCCCCACCUGCCAAAAGGCCUCGUAAAAGCACAGGGACUGAGAAGCCCAAGGUGAAAGACAUCGUCGAUGAGAGAACCCGAGAAAGGCUUGUAUACGAAGUGCGCCAGAAGUCCAGGAAUAUCGAAGACAUUUGUAUCUCCUGUGGAACCCUGAAUGUUUCCCGUGAGCACCCACUCUUCAGUGGAGGAAUGUGCCAAAGCUGUAAGAACUGCUUCUUGGAGUGUGCGUACCAGUAUGACGACGACGGAUACCAGUCUUACUGCACAAUCUGCUGUGGAGGGAGGGAGGUGCUCAUGUGUGGAAACAAUAACUGCUGCAGGUGUUUCUGUGUAGAGUGUGUGGAUCUGUUAGUCGGGCCGGGUGCAGCACAAGCUGCUAUAAAGGAGGACCCUUGGAACUGCUAUAUGUGUGGUCAGAAGCCUCAGUUCGGGCUGCUGGAACGCCGGGCUGACUGGCCCAGUCGCCUACAACACUUCUUUGCCAACAACCACGACCAGGACUUUGCACCUCCAAAACUCUACCCUCCCGUUUUGGCAGAGAAGAGAAAGGCGAUUCGUGUGUUAUCACUCUUUGACGGAAUCGCUACAGGUCUGCUGGUGCUAAAGGAUCUAGGCAUUCAGGUGGAGCGCUAUGUAGCCUCUGAGAUAUGUGAGGACUCCAUCACUGUCGGUAUUGUACGGCACCAUGGGCGCAUCAUGUAUGUUGGCGACGUGAGGAACGUCACACGCAAGCACAUACAAGAGUGGGGACCUUUUGAUCUUGUCAUCGGAGGAAGCCCCUGUAAUGAUCUGUCUAUAGUUAAUCCAGCACGGAAAGGUCUCUACGAGGGCACGGGGCGGCUGUUCUUUGAGUUUUACCGGCUUUUACAUGAAGCUCGUCCUAAGGAAGGAGACAACAGGCCUUUCUUCUGGCUUUUUGAGAACGUAGUGGCUAUGGGUGUCAGUGACAAGAGGGACAUCUCUCGCUUUUUAGAGUGCAACCCAGUGAUGAUCGAUGCGAAGGAAGUGUCCGCUGCCCAUCGUGCCCGCUACUUCUGGGGAAACCUUCCUGGCAUGAACAGACCUCUGACUGCCAUGGGCAAUGACAAACUGGACCUGCAAGACUGUCUUGAACAUGGCAGGACUGCAAAGUUCGAUAAAGUGAGGACCAUCACCACUCGGUCGAAUUCCAUAAAGCAGGGCAAAGAUCAGCACUUCCCUGUUUACAUGAAUGACAAAGAGGACAUCCUGUGGUGCACUGAGAUGGAGAGGGUAUUUGGCUUUCCCGUCCACUACACAGACGUGUCCAACAUGAGUCGGUUGGCGAGACAGAGGCUGCUAGGCCGCUCGUGGAGUGUCCCAGUCAUCCGCCACCUGUUUGCACCACUCAAAGAGUAUUUCGCCUGCGUGUGAAAGUCAGCGCCGUGAGGAGUCGAGAAUCCCAAACUGGUGUAUGAAAUAACAAGAGCCUUGUAUAUUAUUUACAACAUAAACAUCAAAGUAGGUAUUUCAUGGUAUUUCUUUUGUUUUGUUUUUCUUUUAAAUAUUUGACUCUUUUUUAAAAAAAUUCUAUUUAAUUGUUUUUUUUUUUUUUUGUUCAUUCGUUUGAUUUUUUAGCGGUGUUAUCCAGAAUUUGGAUUGAUUUAUGUGUGCAAGCUAUACUUGAGAUGGGGCCUCCUAUCAAGGCAUUGAGAGACAAAGCAUGGGAGCAAAUGAUGGAAAAAUAGUAGAUCAUUCAUUUCACCAUCAUAAGUUAUGGAAAGUCUUAAGUUAGUGACUUUUCAGUAAUCGGGCUAGAUUUGGGCUACAGGUCGAACGGGCUCGCCUUUCCUUUCCUCUGAGCAACUGAGCCUUUGGCGAGAGCAAAAAAAAAAAAUUCACAAACAAAAAAAUGGUGUCUUUCUCUUCCAUGUCAGGGGAGCUCUGUCUUAACAAAUCCAAAACACCACAUCACAAAUACCUCUUUGUUUACGGUUUCUAUACACAAUGGUAAUAAAAGGUACUACUGUAAUAGGUGACAAUAUGGUGCUUCAAGGUGGUGAAAAACAUUGCAACUCAUGUGGUGCUACUACUUCAGACUAGAUGUGGUCACCUUCAGACCAUUAGCCAGGUUUUAAACAAGGAGACUCUAAACAAGGAUUCGUCAAGCCAGGUCUGCCACAUCUCAUUUUAUAUCUUUUACAGCCUUUUUUUUUUUUUAAUUUUAUUUUUUUUAAAACAAUACCUUGCUGGUGCUCUGUGUAAACCUCAGCCUUGCAGUCACUGAGGUCAGUUUCCUGCGUCCGUGCACACGUAAAACCUGCUGGCCUGCCACAUGGGCCGUGAUGUUUUAUUUUCUCCUCUAUACCUUGAGAUAGAAGGCUGUGUUGAGCUACCUUUUUUUUUUUUUUACCUAGCGUCACACAGGCCGGAAUCAUUACUGUACAACUCUUAGCAUGCGUGGCGUUUGCAGGGAGGGCAGUGUUGGGUUUGCUCCUGGCCUGCUGAACCCCUCUCUACAGUGCCUCUCGCAGGCUAUCCUCAGUCAGGUGCAACACUUUUAACAAUGGUGCGGCUUCACAAUGUUCUUCUACCUUUUUAUAGCUAAUUGUUUUGUGCUGUGUUAUCAACAAUAUCAAGCACUUUUGUAUAUGUAUACUUUUAUUUCCGUUGAUAUUUUUUGAAUAUUUCUUCUUGACUUCUUGUGAAUCAUUUUUUUUAUUUUUUAUUUGUUAUGUUCUAUGAUGUGAAAUGCUCUUAGCAUUAUAUAUAUGAGGUAGUUAUUUUUAUUUCUGUACAGUAGGGCUGUGCCAAUAGAUGUGAAAGAAUGGGUUAGUAGGAUAGGGGGAAAUUCACCCGUCACUCUGGUGAAUAGGCUAAAUGAGAAAACAAGAAGCCACCCUUUUCCACGUCCUCAUCUGCUACAGUGAUAUUUCGUCAUAAACCACGUAAGGAAAGUUACUGUCUGCUCUCAGUGUAGUGCGUAUAUGAGCCGUACAGUAAAUAUGUUCUCUAGAUAUCCAGUCAGGUCAUUACUUUCCUAACGCUUAACUGAUGCUUCUCUUGUGUUGUCAUUAGUGAUGUUUAGUUUCUCCGUCGAAUCCACCGCUUUAUCCUGGUCAGGGUUGUGGUGAAUCUGGAGCCCAUCCCGGGAACGCUGCACCGGCCAGUUUAUAUCAGCCGAAAUUCAGUGCUGAACUUGUAUUAUCAUAGCCCUAUAUUAUCAUUAUGUUUUGGGAGUUUGUGAAUUUGAUUAGAAUUUUAGAAAAUGUCUGUGUGCAUUUAAAUUAUUCUACUUAGUACAGAUUUGCAAAUUGGCCAACUGUCAUAAGACAUACUAUAGAAACGAAUUAGAGUUUUUUAAAAAAUUUUAUUUAAUGCAUUAUACUGCAUACAUACCUUAAUCUUUUUUCAUUUUCAUUAGUUACUCCAUACAUAUGUUCGAAAUGAUAUUGAUGCCCAUAUUUUUUUGUACAUUUUGUACAUACAAUAUGUUUGUUGCUGUGUUCGUUUUAAAAUUACCUAUGAGAUGUACAAAUAUAAUUCUGUGCUAAUAUAUAUAUCAUGGAAUCGAAAGUCUCGCAUUGCAAAGAGAGGGGUAAUUAACUGCAACCUGAAAAAUUGACAUAAGCUAUGGAGCAGUGGGGUAGGAGGACUUUUGAUAUUUCAUAUUUGUAUGUCAGGCAUUGAAUAGUGAAAGUAAAAGAAUGAUUUUAACAGUAGAUGGACACUUCCGACUUUACUGCACAGCCCUACAUACAAAACAGUCUCUUUAAUUUGCAUUUAAUUCUUUUAUAAAUACUAAAAGGGGGAUUGUAGGUGUUUCCUAAGGUGCUAAACAUUUUAUCAAAUUGAAAAUCAUGUAUUAUUUGGACAAACUUGUCUCGACAAUGACUGUUUUUAUGUUUCUUUUAGUAUUGGAAAAGCACUAUUAUUUUACUCUCUCAUAUAAAUAUAUUAACAAAGGCAUUUUAACUUUGUACUUGAAAAAAAAUGAUGAAAAGAUUCUUAUAUUGUUUUAGAAUAGAUCUUGCUGUAGUUGGUGCUUAUCUGUGGGAAAAUCAUGUACUCAUAUUGGGAAGUAAGAAAAGAAUUGUAAUCAAUCGAUCUUGCUGUUAACAUGUACUUGCUUAUUAUCCAGGCAACUUUGUUUUUAAGUCCUACAUUCCAUGGCAUAUAUCCAGCCCUCCAUCUUUUUUUUUUUUUAUUAUUAUUAUUAAGAUCAGUGUUUAUUUUAUAUAUUUUUGGCUUUGGUGGCCUAUUUGUUUGCUCUUGUAACAAUUUCCUGUAUAUCCUCAGUAUAUACAGUUGCAAUCAAAAUUAUUCAAUGCCCAUUGCAAAUCAGGUUUAUUGUCAAAAUUUACAGACCUUUAGCUGUUUGCAAUGAACAAAUCAAACAAAAGCAAGUGAAAUAGUUCAACACAACGAAUGCUUCAAGUGGUUUCCCCAAAUUCAACUGAAAAUGCAACUUAUAAUGACUUCUCCAGUCUCAAAAUUAUUCAACCCCUUCAUGGCAAGCAUCUUUAAUACUUAGUAGAGCACCCUUUGGUUAUGGCCUGCUGCAAACGAGAUGCACACCAGCUUCUGGCAGCAUUCCUAAGGAAUCUUAGCUGAUUCCUCAUGAGCAAUGACCUCCAGUUCAGUAAUAUUCUUGAGUUUGCGUGCUGCAACCACCUUCUUCAAAUCCCACCAGAGAUUUUCUAUGGGGUUCAAGUCAGAUGACUGUGUUGGCCCUGUAGAAUCUUCCAGCACUUCUUCUGCAACCAAGCCUUGGUGGAAUUUGAGGUGUGCUUCGGAUCAUUGUCCUGUUGGAAGGUCCAAUGUGGCCCAAGCUUCGGCUUCCUCACAGACGGCAUAACGUUUUCUCCUUGGAUUUCCUGAUACUUCAAUGAAUCCAUCAUACCUUCCACACGCUGCAGGUUUCCAGUGCCAGAGGAUGCAAAGCAGCACCAGAGCAUCACCGAGCCACCACCAUGCUUGACUGUGGACAGAGUGUUCUUUCUUCAUUCUUCUUUCUCCAGACAUACCACUGAUUCAUCGUGCCGAAAAGUUCCACAGAACACAAUCCCAAAACUUCUGUGGCUUAUUUAUAUGAUUUUGAGACACUUUUCUUGUGCUUUUGGGUCAGUAGUGGUGUACGUCUUGGAGUUCUUGUUCAAGCACACCUGGCGCAACUAAUGAAGCCCUUGAUUAGUUGCAUCCGGUGUGCUUGAGACAACAUCUGUUUUGCAUAUUUGUGCUGUUGUGAGGGAUUCUAUUCAGGGGGUUGAAUAAUUUUGAAACUGGAGAAAUCAUUAUAAGUUGCCUUUUCAGUUGAAUUUGGGGUAACCACAAAGCAUUUGUUCUGUUGAACUAUUUCGAUUACUUUUGUUUGAUUUGUUCAUUGCAAACAGCUUAAAGUCUGUAAAUUUUGACAAUAAACCUGAUUUGCAAUGGGGUUGAAUAAUUUUGAUUGCAACUGUAUCGCAGUGUCCUCCAGAGUUUUUGGCACUUUCAUAAAUAUGAGCAAAAAUGACAUUACACACAAUAAUAUACGAUUCUUUCACUCAAACAAUAUGAUUAUUUAUCUUUGUUUUAACAAAAAAAUAUCAUUGGACCUGCUUUUUUUAAAUAAUAGAAUUUCAUAUAAGUAUGUGCCACAGUUAUUGACAGCCCCAAGGAAUGUUUUAAUAAAUGCAAACAAAUACUUUAAAAACCUA